Messenger RNA from Aspergillus sclerotioniger CBS 115572, 1214 nucleotides. RefSeq lists its product as uncharacterized. Lineage: Eukaryota; Fungi; Ascomycota; Eurotiomycetes; Eurotiales; Aspergillaceae. The coding region runs from base 174 to 1136 and encodes 320 amino acids. The transcript has a single exon. The record is from RefSeq and is a predicted model, not a curated record.
GUCGAUGUAAGUACCUGCUUACCUUGAACCACAGGUCGUGCCUUCCUUCUCAGUAUCAGUUCAAUAGUUUGACAAGAUGAGUUCCCGGGCCAUCGGGACCAUCACUCCUACCAUCAACAGCUCAUACACUCGUUCACCACCCAUCAUUCAUACUAUAUUUACGGUUCAAGAAUAUGUCCGAUAAUGUGUCCGGCAGUAGCAGCACCCCAGGAGAGGGAGAUGAACUGGCAGAAGUUAAGGAAUGGCAGAGGCAAUGGCAGAGAGACAGGGAAACCGCAGCGGAACGACGCCGAAGAAGACCUUGGCUAGGGCGAAGUUUCUAUUCGGAACUCGAAGCUUUCCAAGCCCGUCUGAAGAAACCCACGAGGCCAACCAACAAAGAUGGUCCGAGACUCGCAUUCCCAGCCCCUCCAGAACAAAGCAUUGCGGUAGCCGACUUUGCUUAUAUCCCAAGUACUGUGCCCGCUCAUGUACAAGAACCGCACCCGGUGCAUGUCAAUGAAGACCUUGGGAUCAUCCAAGAUGCCAUCACUCAGACGACUGAUAUUCUCACGAAACUUAGAAAAGCGUGGCGGAUGGUCCACACUAUUGAAGAUACGGCCACCACGGAUCACCAUGUCACCAUCGCCAUACUCCAUGUCAUCCAAGUAAGGGAGAUGGCCGAAUCCCUCUACGAAUAUGUGGAGAAACUCUCAAAGGCAUUAGAAUACACCCUCUACCAGCUGGAAAACUCCAGACCGCCGGCUGACCAAGCGACCUGGCACGAUCGCGCUGGGGAGGUCACAGUCAAUGUAUACGCCAUGAUGCUCCUAUAUCAAGACCUGUAUGAAGACAUGAAUUUCACCGUGGCGGGAUAUCACACUGCCCGGGCCGAGGCACGGUGGCGCACGACGCCUCGGGGAGAUAACGAAGUUCAAGCACUACGGCAGCAGGCCAAGGAGCACAGGGCCACUGACCCGGUGCGGCCGUUGGACUACGUGGCUCGGACUCAAAUCCCCCUCACUGGGCCUGCCAGGCCCGAGAUCCACCCAUAUCCCAUGCCCACCGACUUUGUCGAGGGGGCAGUCGCAUUUAUGCAGGUUACGAAUAAUCUUCUGAAACAGGGUCAGCGGGUUCGCCCUACCCCUGACGACUAGACACAUGCAAAUCCUCCGAACAUUGCCACGGAUAUACAGCAAAACUGUGCGUCGAGUGGAUGGUUUGAGUAGAUAGUU